Messenger RNA from Myripristis murdjan (pinecone soldierfish), 1534 nucleotides. It is a transcript of the gene ptmaa, whose product is annotated as prothymosin alpha a. The transcript has 5 exons. Gene Ontology annotation, cellular component: nucleus. Gene Ontology annotation, biological process: positive regulation of transcription by RNA polymerase II; negative regulation of apoptotic process. The record is from RefSeq and is a predicted model, not a curated record. Lineage: Eukaryota; Metazoa; Chordata; Actinopteri; Holocentriformes; Holocentridae. Bases 136 to 447 code for a protein of 103 amino acids. Gene Ontology annotation, molecular function: histone binding.
GGAGCUGCGGUUGAUAGACGCGCCGCUGUUAACGUCUUUUUGUCUUUUGCGGAACACAGGAACAAAACCAACAUCCUUUUUAUUUUAAACCAUUUCUGACUGGGAAUUAGUUUGUUUCUCGCAAGGAUAUCUAACAUGGCGGACAGUAAGGUGGAGAGCAGCGGGGAAUUGAGCGCCAAGGAACUGAAGGAGAAGAAACAGGCAGAGGACACAGAGAAUGGAAAAGAUGCUGCUGCCAACGGCAAGACUGAGGAGGAGAAUGGAGAGCAGGAGAAUGAGGUAGAUGAGGAAGAGGAGGAUGUGGGCGAAGAUGAGGAGGAUGAUGGAGAGGGUGAUGAAGAUGAUGAUGAAGAAGAUGACCUUGAUGGGCAGACGGGGAAGAGAGCAGCUGAAGAUGAUGAUGAAGAGGAUGAUGUCGGAACCAAGAAGCAGAAAACAGAUGACUAGAGACUCCGCAGCGCCCCCCCUCUGCUUGGAGGACAAGUACACCAUCAACAAAACAGCCAGUUUUCUAGCAAACCUUCAAGACUUCCGAGUCCUCCCUUCUUAACAAGAAUACUUUUAAAAUAAGGAGAAUUUGUUUGUAUUUUUAUUUACAUUUUAUAUUUUUGUAAAUAUUAUUAGGAGGUCGGCCAUUUUGCGACAGUGAUCUCUCUGGUUAUCAAGUGGUGCUUUGAAGACUUUUAGAUCUGUCAAUUUUCAUCAUCAAUCUCCCAUCCCAAGCCGUUUAAACCUACCAGCUGAGCAUUCCAGCCCCACACACUUUACAAACACAGCGGCAUCUUCAACACACUGCCUGUUACACACACACACACACACACACACACACACACACACACAUACACACACACACACCCUGGCUUACUUUUAAUACAGCAUAAGUUCUAGGGUUAGUAGUAACAAAGUGUGUGCUGUCCUUAUGAGUUUGUAUUAGUUACUGUAUAUCAUUCAUCAGUAGACUAUAUAAGACAUCAAGACUGUAGUUUUUAGCUGUCCGUCCGUCUAUAUCUGUCCACCUAUUAUGGCCUGGCUUUAUGGUUUCAUGUUGGUGAUACUUUAUUAAACAAUAAACGGGAAGUUGUUUUUGUUCAUUCUUAACUCUGUCUGCAUUAGUUUCUGUCUGUCAGAGGCUGCAUUUACCUGCAGGAAAAGAAAGAGCAGAAUCUGUUAUGUAAGAUAGAUCCUGUCUUUUGACCUGCGAGGAAUUUUCAGAGGUGAGUCACACUGGCUGCAUUUCCACAGGGAAGUGAUACUUCCAGGCCUGAUCUUGUCUGGGCUGCUCAAACAGAAAUCGGUGUGUUUUCCCCCUGUUUGGACAGCCAGGAGAUCUGAGCUGUGGAGAGCUGAUCUGUCGCUCCUGUGGAAAUGCAGCUGUUGGAUUACCCAUCAGAUUUCUCAUGUUCCUGUGUGAAUGUAGCCCCAGAAGAAGUGAUUGUCAUAGAAGCUCAUUGUAAAUGCCUCAUCAUGCCUUAACAUGGAGAAAACCCUGGUAAAUAAUUGAGGAAUAAACUGACCUGAAAUAAUUGUCCUCUGA